GUCAUGUCAGUGAGGGGCGGGGACCACCGAGAGGCUCCUCCCUCCUCCAGGCUGCCGUCACCGGGCUGCUGGACCGGAGCGACUCGGCAGCAACAACCCGCCGCUGGCUGCUCACCGACUUGAGUGCAGACCCGGUGCAGCCUUCCGCCGUCUCUCACCGUCAUUUCUCUCGGUUAACAUCAUGGCCUCCGACGGCAUGGACGAGCGAUCUCCGCUGCUGUCGGGUCCCAACUCCGAGAACGCGACCCCCAUUGCUCCCCCGUACCUGCAGGAUUCAAGUCCCCGAGCCGAACUACCUCCUCCCUACACAGCCAUCGCCAGCCCGGACGCCGGCGGUGUUCCCGUCAUCAACUGCCGCAUCUGCCAGUCCCUCAUCAACCUGGAUGGGAAGCUGCAUCAGCACGUGGUCAAGUGCACGGUCUGCAAUGAAGCUACACCCAUCAAGAACCCCCCAACAGGGAAGAAAUAUGUGAGGUGUCCCUGUAACUGCCUGCUCAUCUGUAAAGACACGUCCAGGAGGAUAGGAUGUCCUCGACCAAACUGCAGACGCAUCAUCAACCUGAGCCCGAUGGUCAUCCCGGAGGAGCAGCCCGCCCAGCCGGCGCUGCCCGUCCAGCCCGAGGGGAUGAGGGUGAUCUGCGGUCACUGUGGCCACACCUUUCUUUGGAUGGAGCUUCGGUUUAACACGCUAGCCAAGUGUCCCCACUGCAAAAAAAUAUCCUCUGUUGGCAGUGCACUCCCUAGGAGGCGUUGUUGUGCUUAUAUAACUGUAGGAAUGAUCUGCAUUUUCAUCGGAGUGGGUUUAACGGUUGGUACUCGGGACUUUGCGAGCCGCUACAACGCCACCUACGUGUCCUGGGCCUUCGCCUACCUGCUGGGUCUCAUCUGUCUGAUACGAGCCUGCUACUGGGGCGCCAUCAAAGUCAGCUACCCCGAGAACAGCUUCGCCUAGAGCGGCACGGCUGGAAGAACAAACCCCACUUUUAUUUUUGUUCAUGUUGUUCAGAUUUCUAACCGGUCAUGUUCAGCGGGGGAUGAUGUCUGCAGAGCGUCUGGACAGAAGUGUGUAGAUGGUACUGUGUGUUUGAAGAUGUGUAUGGUGUUGGAGAUGUGUUUCCGUCUGUUGGGGUCUGGGAUGUUUGAGAGUUUGGACUCGAUGAACGGACAAAACGUAUGUUCUCCUACUCGUCCACAAAGACUCAAAUCCUGCCCAGGUUUUUUGCGAAAAUCCACAAUCGUGAACAAAAAAGAAACUGUGUUUUUUCCUGAUGAAUGCCAAACAUUUUAUUUGAAAAUGAUUGUUUAGCAAACUGGUUGGAUUUGGUCUUUCUGGACCGUUUUCUUGUUCCGUUUUCUUUUUCAGCCCUGGUUUUAUUUUGUUACUGACCAGACCAAAAUAAGCCAACCUCCUAAGAACAGUUUGCCCAUUGCACUACGAUUAUAUGCAAUUGUACGUGUUGUUUUGCUGCUAGUUCAUAACUCCAUCUACAGAAAGCUGCAUACCCAUACUGUCCUGUAACCAUUUACCUAGCUUGUGUACACUGACAUAGGAUUGCUGUAUGAUUUUAACCCUGACAAAAUGAUCAAUUUUAAUAUGAAAUCCUUAAAAACCUAUGUGCUGCCCAGUAUUGGUCAAGAAGAGCAACAGAUCAACAGGAGGUUGUUUUUUUAUAUCAAAGUGUUAAUUUUCCAUCCAUGCAGCUUUUAACUGACUUGGCAAUAACCCUUUUAUUGGAGUUCGGUGUACUUCAUUGCACUUUCGUUGCCUUCUCGAUAAUGAAAAAAUGAUCCCAUAAAUGGAGACUCAUGUUUGCAUGUUGACUUGUUUAUGCUCCGUCAUUGAUUUGUUUUUCAGUUCCCGGAGAAGUAGCUGAAGCGUAGGAUGUCUUUGCUCUGUCUGCCUGUGAGUUAGAAUUUAAACCCUCCUCUUCCUCCUCUUCCUCCCUGCGCGUUAUAAUCGCCGCUCUCUGACCUCUGUGCUGGCUGGCAUCACUUUAGGCUAACUCAGCAUCCUGUCUCUCGACCUUGACCAGUGGGCACUGCUCAGAUUUCUAACCUUGUUUUGAAUGUGAUGAUGAUGAUGAUAUGAUGAUGAUGAUGAUGAAGCAGAACAAAAAUGUUUAAAACAUGUCUUUGUAUAUAGUUCAAAUUGAGUACUUGGUAAACUGUAGUGAAAGGUGAAAGGAGACGAUGGCUCUUGGGUCUUUUUAAAAAUGAUAAUUUAUCAAUAAAAUGCAAAAACUGCCUGUA
Gymnodraco acuticeps is the source of this 2250-nucleotide messenger RNA. RefSeq names its product phosphatidylinositol-4,5-bisphosphate 4-phosphatase 2 (gene pip4p2). The record is from RefSeq and is a predicted model, not a curated record. Bases 182 to 952 code for a protein of 256 amino acids. Gene Ontology annotation, biological process: phosphatidylinositol dephosphorylation. The transcript has 7 exons. Gene Ontology annotation, cellular component: plasma membrane; phagocytic vesicle membrane; lysosomal membrane. Gene Ontology annotation, molecular function: phosphatidylinositol-4,5-bisphosphate 4-phosphatase activity. Lineage: Eukaryota; Metazoa; Chordata; Actinopteri; Perciformes; Bathydraconidae.